This is a messenger RNA of Chlamydomonas reinhardtii, 2589 nucleotides long. RefSeq lists its product as uncharacterized. The record is from RefSeq and is a predicted model, not a curated record. The transcript is spliced from 11 exons. Gene Ontology annotation, cellular component: COP9 signalosome. Gene Ontology annotation, biological process: ubiquitin-dependent protein catabolic process. NCBI's taxonomy places the organism in Eukaryota, Viridiplantae, Chlorophyta, Chlorophyceae, Chlamydomonadales, Chlamydomonadaceae. The coding region runs from base 105 to 1505 and encodes 466 amino acids.
AUUGCACAUUUGUAAGCAUCAACAGGACUAGCCAAACACGACGAGUUGUGAGAACCGGACCUUUCUUUUUGGCGGGCCUGGGCUGGCGUAGCUAAGCCAUAAAGAUGGAGGGCCUGGUGGCUCAGGUAGUGGCGCUUUCGAACCCCAAUGACAUCAACCAGCUACUCACCACGCUGAAGUCUUCCGAGGCGGUGUUUACCCAGAACUACCAGCACAUUGCGGCUGCCCUUCAAACUCUGGACCCCGUGCAGCAUUCCCUGGGCUUUGGGUAUUUCCUGUACUACCUGGGGAAAGGCAACUUGCAGGCCCCCGAUGUUGCCUUCAUCGACAACGCGGCUCGCUUCUUCACCCUUUGUGACCCGGCUCAGAUUCAGGCGGCGCCAGACGUCUUCUGCGCGGUUGCCAAGAAGCUGAAGGAGCAUGUGCUGGCUGCGGGAUCGCCGCGGCGGGGCAUUCUGCCGCUGCGUUGCGGUCUGCGCGCGCUGCAGCCGGCGCCCGAGGUGCUCACGCCGCUUCACGCCGACUUCUUCCAGCUCUGCCUGUUGUCGCGCUGCUACAACGCGGCGGCGGAGGUGCUGGGCCAGGACAUCUACGACGUGUCGCCCGCCGCCACCACCUGCACCCCCACCGACCUGUUCCUGUACUGCUACUACGGCGGCAUGCUGGCCAUUGGCCGCAAGCAGCACGCUCGCGCCCUGGAGCUGCUGCUGCAGGCGCUGACGGCCCCGGCGGUGGUGGGCAAUGCCAUCGUGGCGGCGGCCUACAAGAAGUACGUGUGCGUGUGCCUCAUACACGCAGGCCAGCUGCUGCCGCUGCCCAAGUUCACGUCCAGCUGUGUUCGGCACAUGGUGGAGGCCGAGGCGCGGCCCUACGCCGACCUCGCCGCCGCCGCCGCCGCCCGACAGCCGGAGCGGCUCAGGCGCGUAGCGGACCAGCACGCGGCGGUGUUCGCGGCGGACGGCAACCUGGGACUGGUGAAGCAGGUGGUGGCCAGCCUGACGGUGCGCUCCGUGCAGCGCCUCACGCAGACCUUCCUCACGCUGCCGCUGGCCGACAUCGCCGCCAGCGCCGGACUGGCGGGCGCAGCGGAGGCGGAGGAGCACAUACUGCGGAUGGUGGCGGCGGGUCAGAUCCACGCCAAGAUCGACGGCCGCACCGGCAUGGUGCGGUUCGCGGACGAGACGCGCUCCUCCGGGCAAGCGGGCAGCAGCUCGGCGGCGGCGGCGGGCGGGUCGUGGGACAACGUGGCGGGCGUGGCGGCGCUGGACGAGAGGCUGCGCCAGGUGCUGGAGCUAAACAAGCGGCUGCAGCAGGCGCACGACAUGGUGUCUCAAGACCGGGCCUACCUGUCCAAGGUGACGGCGCGCGAGCGAUCCAAGUACGACCUGGGAGGCGGCGGCGGCGGGCUGGGAGGCAGCCAGGGCGCGGGCGGCAGCCAAGGGCUGGGGCUGGGGCUGGGUGGCGACGGUGACUUCGGGCCCUUCGCCGCGGGCGGCGGCAUGUGAGCAGCUGGUGGGGGGAACGCGGUAGUGGUGCUGGGGGUGGGGGUGCUGGGGCUGGCGUGGGAGAGUGUGUUGUGGCAGGCGUGGCUGUGUGUUUGGUGUGGUGGGUGCCGUGCUAGGCCGGCUUGAUGCGGGUUGCUGAUGUAGGACAGGGACGGGGCGAGGGAAGCGAGGCUCGAUCGGUCGUUGCUGCGCGUGCUCGGGUCCUGCUUUGGUUGCGGCGUUGGUUGCGAAGGCGGCGCGGGGUCGGGUGCGGGGAGCCCGAACGGGGGCAGGAGGGGGCGGAGGAAGCGGCAGCGGGGCCGGCUUGCAGGUUCGUGGGUGCACCCCACCCGGGCGGCGACGUGCGCAGAGGUAGAGAGGAAGUGCGUAGUGGCCUCUGUGGCAUGGCUUGUGAAGCGUGUGCGACCGUGGCCACCCGAGUGUGGCUUGCGUGCACUCGCGUGCCGUCUUCUGGAGUGCCGUACGUUUGCUGCAAACACCGAAGGCCGGCAGCAAGGGUAAGGCGGAAGUGCGCGAAUUGACUUUCCCGGCCUUUGGGGACUCGGAGCUGCCAGUAGUGAGCAGGGGAGGUCCGUUCCCUGGUAACAACACACAAUCCGGAAAAGCGCGUGCUGCUGCUGCUGGCGGGAACAGGGAUGCAUACAGGUUACAGAUAGGGGGGGGCGGAUGCCUGGGGGCUGCUGCAUAGGCCGUGUGUAUCACACACGCGUCAAGUAGCAUACGUGCAUCUGCUGCCAUACGGUUCACGGUGAUGGCCGCAGCAGCCCCGGGGCUAGCUCAGUAGCACUUCAGCACUUCAGUACUUCACACAGAUCAGUUCUGGAGUCUCCUGUCAUGGCAUGCAAGGCUGCAGGGCACCCUGUGCCGCCUCCGCCUGUCAGGGUAGGCGUCUUUGUAAGACAGCACCCCUACACCGCCCCCUCCAUCACCCAGUCACCCAGUCACAAGUCGCGCAGCUUGCCUCAACAUGCACGUGCAAUCAGAAGCUCCCAACAGACCAGCAUCACACACAUACACAUACACACACGCCGUUUGAGAUGGGCUUUAUGCAUACACAUACAGUACCGAUAUUGCAUGCACAGUC